Messenger RNA from Saccostrea cuccullata (small rock oyster), 469 nucleotides. Its product is annotated as mitochondrial import inner membrane translocase subunit Tim9-like. Gene Ontology annotation, cellular component: mitochondrial intermembrane space chaperone complex. The record is from RefSeq and is a predicted model, not a curated record. Lineage: Eukaryota; Metazoa; Mollusca; Bivalvia; Ostreida; Ostreidae. The transcript is spliced from 3 exons. Bases 72 to 365 code for a protein of 97 amino acids.
GAAGACUGAAUUGCCUCUGUUUCAGUGCUGUUUCUAGUUUUGUUAACUACUCCUAUCUCCAACUCUUAACCAUGAAUGCAAAUUUUCAGGGAACUGAGAGAGAGGUUUCAAUGCUGCGAGAUGUGUUGUUAUCCCACAAUAUAAUGACAGAGAGGUGCUUCACCACAUGUAUAACUAAAUUCAGACAGAACACAUUGACAGAUGAAGAGAAGUCCUGCAUUGAUACCUGCAUGGGAAGAUAUGUGAACUUCAAUCAGAGACUGAUGGCAACAUUUUUUGAGCAGCAGCAGGCUCGAAUGAAAGCUAUAGCAGAAGAACAGAAUGCUCAGGUUCCCCCGCAACAAACACUCAUACAGAAAACGUGAUAUUAACGAUGUAGGACUCCAUGUACCAUGUAUAUUUUAAAACACCAUCCUUAGAAAAUUUCUAAGUUUUAUUUACAAUUCAUAUGUCUUGAAGUUUAUAAAAG